AUGAAAAGAACUGAAUAUGAGGGAAAGUAUUUCCAUCAUGAAGAAGAACGAAAAAUACGAAAAUUACAACCAACAACCUCUGGAAUCUCACUGUACGAGACGCAACAAGAUGAAAUUGUUGUGUUGAAAUUAUUUGAUUUGAAUUACAAUUCUUCGAUUCAUGACUCCGAUACCGAAUUUCUAAAUUAUUUAUGCAAAAAAUUUACUCAGGGCAUGAGAAGAAAGGAGAGGAAAAUUAAACCGUUCUCCAUGCAGUUUGAUCUUGCUUAUACAUUUUCAUGCGCAACAAGUAACAUCUCCUUGGAGUCUACUUGUGAUGUUAAGAUUUCAUAUACACACGGACUCAUUCUCAUUAGUUCAGGAGAUAUUCAUGUUUUUGAUUUAUAUACCAAAAAAUUCAUAACUACUUUCUCAAUACCUGACUGUGAACUAUUGUAUAUGAACAUUGAGGAAAAUUUCGAUGGAAAUAACAAUGAUGCUUUGUUUUUUGAUUGUUAUGGCCAUAAUUGCGUUUUUAAAUAUGAUUUGAAGAGACUUGUAGAUCAAACCAUCAACAAAGAGUCGUGUGAUUUUAUAUGGAAAUCGGAAAAGUUGGAAGAGCCAAGAGGAAUGGCUCUUUGGAAAGAUCGUCUUUGUUUUGAGGAGAAUUUAUUGUUUGUGUGUAAUGAAAAACAUACUGACGGAAGUAUUCUUAUAUUACGAUCGUCCACAGGACAAACCGUUAGAACCAUCACAAAUCUUGAAAGUCCCUACGGACUAACUUUUACUGAAAACGGCAACGAAUUAUUCGUUAGCAUGUUGUCAAGCAUUGAGAUAUUUCGAAAGGAUGACAAAAAUCAAUGGACUUUCGAACGGCUUCUUGUUGAGAAUGACGACAUUUACUCUCAAGGAUUAACAUACGACAAAGUGUCCAAGACACUUAUUUCUUGUAACGAUGAGUUUAACGAAAUUCAAAUUUUUCAACCCACAGACGGAACAAUUAUUAAGGAGUUUGGUGAAAACGUGUUUCUUCCAGAUAGUUUGUGCUUGAAUGAGGAAACUGGUGAACUCUUUGUUUGUCAAGAUGACAGUGUCAAAGUUUACAAAUAA
Molecule: messenger RNA, 1089 nt
Organism: Naegleria lovaniensis
Lineage: Eukaryota; Heterolobosea; Eutetramitea; Acrasida; Naegleriidae
Exons: 1
Coding region: 1-1089 (362 amino acids)
Molecular function (GO): protein binding
Source: RefSeq, a predicted model, not a curated record